This is a messenger RNA of Ruditapes philippinarum (Manila clam), 3419 nucleotides long. RefSeq names its product homeobox protein SIX1-like. Gene Ontology annotation, cellular component: nucleus; transcription regulator complex. The coding region runs from base 132 to 1163 and encodes 343 amino acids. The record is from RefSeq and is a predicted model, not a curated record. NCBI's taxonomy places the organism in Eukaryota, Metazoa, Mollusca, Bivalvia, Venerida, Veneridae. The transcript is spliced from 2 exons. Gene Ontology annotation, molecular function: RNA polymerase II cis-regulatory region sequence-specific DNA binding; DNA-binding transcription factor activity, RNA polymerase II-specific. Gene Ontology annotation, biological process: regulation of transcription by RNA polymerase II.
AACAUUAUCUAUUAAGCUUCAGUGAGUUCAUUGCAGUAGCAUAAAUUUUAUAUAUAUUUUGGGGUAGAAUUCAAGCUCAUGUCUAAAAACUCGUCAUAUUUCAAAUAGAUUUUUUUUGUGAGUGUGUAAACAUGGAGUUAAAUUCUAGCGGUUUGGAUACACGAGUGCACCCUGGCUCGCCGGUAUGUAACGGGAGCACUUUACCCCCUACAGGUGGAGAUCUGGUGACUUUAGGAGCCCCGAGUGACACAAUGAAUGGUGAUACUACAACAGGCUCAGGGGGUGACAGUAGCCACUGUUCUGACUCUUCGGCGCCGUCUCCCAACGGCUCAAACCAAGAUAUUCCGAAUGGCAAAAAUUUGACUUUUUCUCCUGAGCAGGUUGCGUGUGUAUGCGAAGCUCUUCAGCAAAAAGGUGACAUAGAUAGACUUGCUCGUUUCCUGUGGUCUUUACCUCCGAGUGAGCUUUUACGCGGAAGUGAGGCUGUGCUUAAGGCACGAGCGACUGUUGCUUUUCAUAGGGGAAGUUAUCGAGAACUGUAUGCGAUAUUAGAAAGUCACACAUUCGAUACAUCUAAUCAUGCGUUUUUACAGAACUUGUGGUAUAAAGCCCACUAUAUGGAAGCUCAGAAAAUUCGCGGGCGCCCUCUGGGUGCCGUAGAUAAAUAUAGACUCCGUAGGAAAUACCCCUUGCCAAAAACAAUAUGGGACGGCGAAGAAACUGUGUAUUGUUUUAAAGAAAAAUCGCGCCAGGCUUUAAAAGACUGCUAUAAAGCAAAUAGGUACCCGACUCCGGACGAGAAACGGAAUUUGGCUAAAAAGACAGGUCUUACACUUACCCAGGUCAGUAACUGGUUCAAAAACCGCCGCCAACGUGAUAGAACCCCAACACAACAGCAUGGCUUUGUUAACAGAGAGAUGAUGGAAGAACAAUUCCAACAGACAAUGCAUCAUCAUCACCACCAGUCGUUUCCACCAGCGCCCCCUAUGAUGACCCAUGGUCACCAUGAUUACAGGAAUGAUAUUGACAUGUCCGCUAAAAUGAUUGAUGAUAUGAGAAUGAACAUGGGGAUGCCAAUGGUGAAAAGUGAACCUUUGCCCCCACAUUACCCGUUUGCCCAACCUAUGGACCACCGGCUUCACUAUUCCGUACCAGCAGUAUGAAAUAUGUUUGAUCUAUGUUGUUAUUAAGUUUAACAAAUGUUUUGACGUCUCAGACCCCUUAGAUAAGGGCAACAGACAAGAAUGAAAUAAUUUAUCAGUCCGGAUAAGACGGAUAUUCAUAUGUGUGAGGACAAGCAUAAUUUUAAAAGAAAGCUAUUGCCAUGGGUUAUGAUUCAAGAUCGGUUCUAACCUACAAAGUCGAUCUAAAUUGCAGAGGACAACAACUUUGCCUGCCACCACUUGGAAAUUGAUAUCUGCUCUUGGAAGUUAAUGUUUUGUUAUUAUACGUAAAGGUUGAAACUAUUAAACCAAUAGAAAGGUGUACUAUUUACAUCUUGCAUUUGGCCUACUCCUUCAGGAAGGAUCUUGUCGCAAUGGUAAAGUUGGAAAGUUCGUGUUUGUGAAUUGUUUAUCAUAGAAAGCUAAACCAGUCGUAAAUAUCAGGAAAUAAUAAUUCAAACAUUCCUCGUCAGCGUUCUGUGGAAACUAGUAUGAAACACGAACGGAACUUUUUAAACAUGAAUCUCUUGUGGAAUUUACGUAUUUGAUCAGUUGGUGAUAAUUGUUGUUAGAGUGAAUGAACAAACGUCUAUUAAAGUGAUGAUAAUCUAAUACACAUGUACAAUACUUUCUUAAGUCUAGAACUGAAAAUUCAAUUUGACUCACUAAAAGUUAUGUUAUUUAUUUAUAUAACUAAUUCUUUCUUUCUUGUGCCUAUUUUAAAGAGGCACUGUUAUGAAUUAAAAGGCUGUUUAAGUAAAUUGUGAGCAUUCCUCAAAUGGGUGUAUCUCUUAACGUGUUUAUUACACUUUUUGACAACGUACCAUUUCAGAUUAACAAAAUAUGGUUUGAACAUGCUCUUGCUUUAUCUUUUGUUUUUGUUUUUUCUUAAGGAUAAAAGUGUUCUGAUAAUACAAUUGUCAUUGUUUUCUUCGGAGAGUUAACAUGUCACUGAUAAAUUUGACAUAAAUUAACAAUCUUUUAUUUGUUUGGUAAUAAAAGUAGGAUAGGCAAUGAAAGUAAAAUGUAUGUGUUAUAUCAUUUAUAUAAAAAUAAAAUUUAUAUUACUUUUCUUUUGUGAAGAUCUAUUUUUAUGAUAUUCAACAGUGAUCACAUUUUUAAAACUCCUGUAUUCGCUGGCAGUGUCUUAAUGAACAUUAUUAUUUAAAGUUAUAGUAUUAAAAUGCAAAUAUUUUAUUUUAUUAUUUGGAUAGUAAUUUGGAGUUUAAAGCUACAAACGCAUUUGAGUUCAUAUUUUUAAUAUUGAAUAGAAAAACAUUUUAUGGUGAAUUUGAGUAAGUUAACAUGGAUAUGAAUAAAAAACUAAACAGUACAAUAAAUAUUUUGAAAGAUUCUUUAUUUUUAAAAUAAAUGUUUGGUGUAAACGAUUUAUGUUAUUUUUAAAUGUAUUACUUGUACUGUGUAUACAUGUGAAUGGAAAUGAAAAAAGUGAAUUUUUGAAUUUAUGAAUUACUCUCUAUGUAAAAUGUACAGUAGUUGUGCAUCGUACAAUAUAAUGAUUAGGGAAAGAAACCUGGUAUAUAAAUAUCUGAAAAAAAGGAUCCUUAGAAGAAGCAUUAAACAACAAAAUUCCUUGAAAAUUUCAGACUCGGUUUGACUGAGUUUGUACGUGAGGGAUAACGAAAGAGUGCAACAUCCCUCUAGCACCCUGGCACCGGCUUGAGCGAUACUCAAUGUGCUGCAAUCAAUUUUGAAUUUCAGUUUGUUAAAGAUUUGGACUGAGUUCAAAAUUUGAUACAAAUAGAGUUGCUAAUUUUGAACAUUUUUGUAAGGAAUGUUGAAGACAAUCAAUCGAGACUGGUAAAGUACAAAUGAUACAUCUGGUGAAAUAAAUAUUAUACAUAUAUAUAGGCCUAAACAAAAACAACAUAAUAAAAAUAGUACAAAUAUUUGAUACCGAUUAAGAAAUACAUUUUUUAUGUCAUAAGAUCAUACAUAUGAUAUGGCGGAUUGAUACAAAAUAUCAAUACGCUUAAAAGAUAGAUUUAAAAAAAACAUCGACAAAUCAUGCCUUUUUGUACAAAAAGUUCUCUCUGACGAUGAAAUAUCACUUUUUGUACAUGUUGUUUUGAAGAGUAUCAUUUUUACUAUACCAAGAUCGUGUAAUACAUCAUUUUUUCUCAUCUCUUUGUUAUACUACUUCGUUUUUUGCUUUUCAAUACGCAAUAUCAUUUUACAUGUAUACAUGAAUUUUGAUCAAGAACAAUACAUUAAAUGUCAUGGAUGUAAAACUCA